AAUGUGACCUUUGCUUAUGCAGUUGGAGGAAACACAUCAAACGUUAAACACAGGAGCGUGAGAGACAUCAGUGCAUUUUAAUUUAUGAAAAUUAAUAAUUUAUUUGGAAGAUGAACAUCAGGAUUCUAAUAUUUUUAGCAUUGUUGUGCGUCACCUGCUUGAUACUGUACCGCUUCAGUUUUGGUCAGAACAUCUCAUGGAAUAGCUUUCUGUUGAAAACAUGUGCAUGUAUGCAGUGCAUAAAAAAGGAUCCAUGGUUCGCAGAGCGCUAUGACGGCCAGGUGCCAAAACUUAUGAGCAGGAGAAACAGCAAUCUUAGCACUCUCACACUUGACUGGUGGCUGAAGCUACAACCAUACCAUAAAAUGAAAUACAGAGAUGUUGUGCAGCCUCUAUUCUUACACUUCCCUGAUAAGGAGCACUACAAUGAUGCUGGUCCUGACCGCUGCAGAACCUGCGCUGUGGUGGGCAACUCGGACAACCUGAUCGGAUCCCAUUAUGGUCAACUAAUAGAUUCUCAUGACUUCAUUAUCAGGAUGAAUCAGGGUCCCACUAAAGGCUAUGAGAGGGAUGUUGGAUUGAAAACCACACACCGAGCCAUGUACCCUGAGAGUGCUAUGGACUUGGACAACUCCACCCAUCUGGUGCUGUUGCCAUUUAAAGUUUUGGACAUGGAGUGGCUCAUUAGUAUCUUCACCACCAAAAACAUUACACGCACAUAUACCAAUGUUAAACAUACAAUACAAGCAAACAAAGACAAGGUGAUGAUCAUGAGUCCUGAGUUCAUGAGAUAUGUCUACAAGAACUGGUCAAGAGAACAUGGGAGAUAUCCUUCCACUGGCUUCCUCACACUCAUGUUGGCCCUGCAUAUUUGUGACCAGGUGAAUGUCUUUGGAUUUGGGGCAAGGACUGAUGGAAGAUGGUACCAUUACUAUGAUAAAGCAUAUCGUCAAAGUAUGAACUCAACCGAACACAGAGGGGGUGCUGAAUACAACUUCAUGCUGGAACUUGAAAAGAGAAAUAAAAUUAAAAUGUAUAAAGGAUGGCAACAUGAGACAUACCAAAAUGUGUCACAUUAGAUGGUUAAAGAUUUCAAGAGACAGAUCCCUCUAAGGUUCUAAACAUUAACCCUCAUUGCAUGGAUGUGGCACUGACUCAGACCAAUUCCUUAGAUUUAAUAGCAACACAACUGUAACGCUUUGCCAGUUUUCCCAAUCAGUUGUCACCAACAAUAAAGUGCCUGCUUCAGCUAAACAUAAAAUACAGAAAAGAGGGAACAUUUCAUCUGAUGCUCCCAAUUUACCUUUUUCCUGCUUGUUUGUUUGUUGUUUUUUGUUUCAUUCAAAAUAAAUCAAAGUUUGACAUGAAAUACUGUAUACUGUAUCUUGGUACAGAUAAUAUAUAAAUGUGAUUUGUACUGGAGAUAUAUAUUUACUGUUAUACAUACACAAUUUAUGUAAUUCUUUAUGGAUUUAAACAGUGUCUUUGAUCCUAGAGUUGGGGGUGGGGGAGUAUCAUAUGCCCUAGCAGGACCUAGGUAUUUGUAAUACUUAAUUAAUCUUUCAUUAAUUAAUCAUUCAGUAAACACUUGAAUGUCUGA
Neoarius graeffei (lesser salmon catfish) is the source of this 1600-nucleotide messenger RNA. Its product is annotated as CMP-N-acetylneuraminate-beta-galactosamide-alpha-2,3-sialyltransferase 2-like. Lineage: Eukaryota; Metazoa; Chordata; Actinopteri; Siluriformes; Ariidae. Gene Ontology annotation, molecular function: beta-galactoside (CMP) alpha-2,3-sialyltransferase activity. Bases 111 to 1079 code for a protein of 322 amino acids. The record is from RefSeq and is a predicted model, not a curated record. The transcript has 6 exons.